GUGGGCCGGGCGGGGGAAGUGGUGACCGCGAGGUCUCCCGGGCGCGGGGCACCGGCCCUUCCCUGUAACCGCCGAGAUGCUCCGUCCGGGGCCCGCCCCGCGGUCCACAAUAUCUCUGGCCCAGGCGUCCGUCGGGCGGGCCCCGUUUCCACUCUCGGAGCCCCCUCGAGAAGCCCUGUCCCCGCUUCGUGGUUUCCGAUGGGCCCCAAGCCCCGACUGGCGCCCUCCCCAGCCCGGCGUCCGCUGUCCGCCUGCUCCGGCCCGGGGUUCUUCCUUGCCGGGCCCCGGCCCCGCCCGAGAGUCUGAGGACUCGGGGAACCCCGGGGUCUCCCCACCGGAUUCUCUUCCCAGGUCGUCCCAAGGGGCUGCUUCUGCGUCCCGGGGUGCCCGGGCCCCUCAAGGCCUGGUGACUCGAGGCCCUUUCCCUUCCCGGCGCCUCUCCGCCCGGCAGACGGUCACCAGCUCUCCAAACUCAGCCCGCGACCGCAGCCCCCAGCAUGAGCCGGGCCUUUCCCUCGCUUCUGGGUCCAGGGUCUUGGACUGCACUCUGAUAACUGUUGCUGCAUGUAUGGUUAUGCAGGUGCAUUUUGUGUAUCUGUCAGAGAAUCUUGUGCUUCUAGUGGCACCAGUGUGACUCACUGCUGACUCCUCCCCUGGGAAGUCCAGGGUACCAGGUGAUGGCGGCUUUGCACCUGUCUGCCCUGCCCCAGGCUGAGGUGACCUUUGAGGACGUGGCCGUGCUAUUCUCCCGGGAGGAGUGGGGCCGUCUGGGCCCUGCUCAGAGGGGCCUCUACAGGGACGUGAUGCUGGAGACCUACAGGAAUCUGGUCUCCCUGGGAGCUGGACCUGCAGGUCCCAAGCCUGGGGUGAUCACACAGUUGGAGCGAGGGGAUGAGCCGUGGGUCCUGGAUGCACAGGGCGCCAAGGGGAAAGAGCGACUGAGAGUCAGUAUCUCAGGUCAUGGGACCAGGACUGAGUACAAGGAGUUGUCUUCAGGGGAGAUGCUUGAUGAGGAAGAACUGGAUCAACUCCAGAGGGCUGUUCCCCAGGGACCUGAUCCUGGAGAGACCCAUGCAUGUGUCUGGGAGCCAGAGGAGAGCCUGGACAAGCUUGUGGAGCAGAGAGGCCCGAGGCCAGUCACAUUGACCAAUGAGGAUAGUGUCCAGGGGUCUGGGGGAAGCCUCAGGUUUCGGUCAAGCCCUAUCUCUGAUCAGAGACCUCACAAAUGCGAUAUAUGUGAACAAAGUUUUGAACAGAGAUCAUACCUUAAUAACCAUAAGCGAGUACACAGGUCAAAAAAGACAACUACAGUCCAUGAUUCUGGGGAAUUCUUCCCUGCAAAUUUAGUUGUUAAAGACGAUCAGAAAAUUCCUCUUGGGAAAAAAUUGCAUUAUUGUGGUUACUGUGGGAAAGCCUUCAGGUACAGUGCUAACCUUGUCAAACACCAGCGGCUUCAUAGUGAAGAGAAGCCCUACAAGUGUGACGAGUGUGGGAAAGCCUUCAGCCAGAGCUGCGAGUUCAUCAAUCACCGAAGGAUGCACUCAGGGGAGAUCCCCUACCGAUGCGGUGAGUGCGGGAAGACAUUCAACCAGAGGCCCAACCUCAUGAAACAUCAGAGGAUUCACACCGGGGAGAAGCCGUAUAAGUGUGGUGAUUGUGGGAAACACUUCAGCGCCUAUUCGUCCCUUAUUUAUCACCAGAGAAUCCACACUGGAGAGAAACCCUAUAAGUGCAACGACUGUGGGAAAGCCUUCAGUGACGGCUCAAUCCUUAUCCGACAUCGUCGGACCCACACUGGGGAGAAGCCAUUUGAGUGUAAAGAAUGUGGCAAAGGCUUUACCCAAAGUUCUAACCUUAUCCAACAUCAAAGAAUUCACACUGGGGAGAAACCCUAUAAAUGUAAUGAAUGUGAGAAGGCCUUCAUCCAAAAAACCAAACUUGUUGAACAUCAGAGAAGCCACACUGGAGAGAAGCCCUAUGAAUGUAAUGACUGUGGCAAAGUCUUCAGCCAGAGCACACACCUUAUCCAGCAUCAGAGGAUCCACACAGGAGAGAAGCCGUACAAGUGUAGUGAGUGUGGGAAAGCCUUCCACAACAGUUCCAGACUCAUCCACCACCAAAGGUCGCACCAUGGAGAGAAGCCGUACAAAUGCAGCGAUUGCAAGAAAGCCUUUAGCCAGGGUACUUACCUCAUCCAGCACCGGAGGAUCCACACUGGAGAGAAGCCCUACAAGUGUAGCAAGUGUGGGAAGGCCUUCCGGCACAGUUCCAACAUGUGCCAGCAUCAGAGGAUUCACCUCCGGGAAGACUUCUCGAGGUGACCGUGGAGAAGGGCCCAUGAGUUCCACUGUGCAAUUCCUCCUUAUGACCCACCCCACCCCUUUAUUUAUUGUCCACACAGUGUUGUUACAGAUGAAGGGCAUUUCUAAUUAAAAACAAACAAACAAAACUCUUUUCUUAAACCAAAAGUAGUGCAUGUUCAUUUUGGAGAAAUUGAGACAGGUAAGCAAAAAGUAGUUCUCCCCCACUUAGAAAAAGAAUCCAUCACUGUUGAUUUAAUAUACGCUUCCUUUCACACAUAGUUAAGAGCAUUUUAAAAAAAGUACUGUGUGCUUGUCAUUGCAGGACAUAGGAUCUUUCGCCUUUGCUAUUUCCUCAAUCCUAGAAAACACUGGAAAGAAUUCUACAUAUUUACAUAUCUUUACAUGUUGUAAAUUUAAAAAAUUAACAGUCAUACUUUUCUGUGUGUCUUUAUAAUAGAGUUGAUAAUUGCCAUUUUUAUUGUGGUAAAAUAUACAUAACAAAAUUUACUAUUUUAACUAUUUUUAGGUGUAUAGUUCAGUGGCAUUAAAUACAUUUACAGUGUUGUAUAACCAUCACCACUGUUUUAUUAUCUGAAACAGAAAAUCUGUACCCAUUAAAAAUAACUCUCCUUUUCCCCUUUGUCUCACAUCUGCUGACAAUCUCUGUUCUAUUUUCUGUCUCUGAAUUUGCCUAUUCUAGUUUUCUCAUAAGUGGAAUAAUACAAUAUUUGCCCUUUAUAGCUGACUUAUUUCACUUUGCAUAAUGUUCUCAAGGUUCAUCCAUUUUGUAGCCUGUAUCAGAAUGUCAUUCUUUUUUAUGGCUGAAAGAAAUGACCUUGUUUGUAGAUACCAUGUUUUGUUUAUCCACUCAUCUGUUGAUGGACACUUGGUGUUUCUGCUUUUUGGCUGUUGUGCAUACUGCUGCUGUGAGUGGGUGUACAAGUAUCUUUUUGGAUCCUUUUUUGGGGUGGUGGGAGAGUGCAUGAGCAGUGGUUGGGGACCUAGUGGCAGAGGGAGCGGGAGAGAGAAUCUUAAGCAGGCUCCACAUCCAGCACAGAGUCCAACGUGGGGCUCGAUCUCAUGACCCCAAGAUCAUGAUCUGAGCUGAAAUCAACAGUUGGAUGUUUAACUGAGCCACCCAAGCGUCCUGUGGAUCCUUACUUUCAAUACUUCUGGGUAUACUUCUGGGAGUGAAAUUGCUGGGUCAUAUGGUAACUCUAUGUUUAACUUUUUGAGGAACAGCCAAACUUCUGCACAGUGGCUGUACCAUUUUACAUCCCCAUCAGCAAUGAAUAGAGGGUUCUAAUUUUCUUGCCAACACUUGUUAUUUCCCAUUUAAAAAAAAAUAAUGUCCAUUUUAAUGGGUGUGAAGUGGUAUCUCAUUGUGGUUUUGGUUUGCAUUUCCCUGAUGACCAAUGAUGUUGAAGUGCCUGAUGUUUCAGGCACUUAUUGACCAUCUGUAUGUCUUCUUCAGAGAAAUGUCUGUCCAAGUCCUUUGCCCAUUUUUGAAUUGGGUUCUUUGUGUGGUUUUUUUUUUUUUUAAAGUGUUGAGGUAUAGGAGUUCUUUGUAUAUUUUGCAUAGUAAUCUCCUCUAUCAGAUACACGAUUUGCAAAUAUUUGCUCUCAUUCCGUGAAUUCCUUCUACUCUCUCGUUCAUGUCCUUUGAUGCACAAAAAUUUUUAAUUUUUAUGAAGUUGAGUUUAUCUUUUCUUUUGUUGCCUGUGCUUUGGGUAUCAUAACCAAGAAAUCAUUGCUAAAUCCAAGCUUAGGAAGAUUUGUGCCUGUGUUUUUUUCUGAGUUUUAUAGCUUUAGGUCUUAGGUUUUGGUCUUUGAUCCAUUUUAAGCUAAUUUUUAUAUAUUGUAUAAGGUAAGGGUCCAACUUCUUUUGCAUCCAGUUUUCCCUACAACAUUUUUUGAAAAGACUGUUCUCCCCAUUGAAUAGUAUAGGCACACCUCAGAGAUACUCUGUGUUCAGUUUCAGACCCACUGUGAUAAAGCAGAUGUCUCAGUAAAGCGAAGUUAUGUUUACAUUAUGGUGUACUAAGUGUGCAAUAGCAUUAUGUCUAAGAAAACUGUAUAAACCUUAAUUUAAACACUUUUUUUCUAAAAAAUGCUGUCAUCUGAGCUUUCAGCAAGUCAUAAUCACUGAUCACAGAUUCCCAUAACAAAUAUAAUAAUGAAAAAAUUUGGAGUAUUGAGAGAAUUACCAAAAUGUGACAGACACAAAGUGACUAAAAGCUGUUGGAAAAAUAAUGCCAAUAGACUUGCUCACCAUAGGAUUACCACACAUUUUCAAUAUGUAAGAAACACAAUAAAGCAAAGCACAAUAAAACGAGGUAUGCCUGUAUUGGCUCAGGCUGCCAAAAAAAUAGCACAGACCUGGUGGCUUAAAAAACAAAUUUAUC
Molecule: messenger RNA, 4708 nt
Organism: Zalophus californianus (California sea lion)
Lineage: Eukaryota; Metazoa; Chordata; Mammalia; Carnivora; Otariidae
Gene: ZNF34
Product: zinc finger protein 34
Exons: 7
Coding region: 678-2321 (547 amino acids)
Biological process (GO): regulation of transcription by RNA polymerase II
Cellular component (GO): nucleus
Molecular function (GO): DNA-binding transcription factor activity, RNA polymerase II-specific; RNA polymerase II cis-regulatory region sequence-specific DNA binding
Source: RefSeq, a predicted model, not a curated record